UUGGCCAACUCACUCCAAGGCCCAUCGCAGCUACUGUCGGAAUUCUAUGAAUUUUUGUUGAUCCCACGAGUGGAGAAGGGUGGUUACGAUCAGAAAACGGCAGGCUAGUAAAGGUAGCUGUAUUUAUCAAAGGGCAUAUUCAAAAUAUAGCCAAAAUGUGGAAGUUCAGAGAAAUACAAGACAAAGUGGCAAAUGUGGUGAUGAAUUAUACAGAGGUGGAAGCCAAAGUAAGGGAGGCAACAAAUGAUGAUCAGUGGGGACCUCAUGGAUCACUAAUGAAUGACAUAGCAAAGUACACUUUUAUGUAUGAGAGUUUUCCAGAAGUGAUGGGUAUGCUAUGGAAGAGAAUGCUGAUAGAGAAGAAAAAUUGGAGAAGAACUUAUAAGUCCCUGUUGCUGUUACAUUACCUUCUAAGAAAUGGCUCAGAAAGAGUUGUCACAAGCACAAGGGAUCAUUUGUAUGACAUGAGACAAUUAGAAAGCUACCAAUUUACAGAUGAGAAUGGCAAAGAUCAAGGACUUAACGUACGACACAAAGCCAAAGAACUCAUAGAUUUUGUCCAAGAUAACGAUCGUCUGAGACAAGAAAGGAAAAGAGCGAAACAAAAUAGAGAGAAAUAUGUUGGACUGUCGUCAGAUGUAGUUUCCGAUGGUUUUUAUAGUGAUCGUUACGAUAAAGAGCCUUCAUCGAUUCGGUCACGGGACGAAUUCGAUGCAAUGGAUCUUCAAAGAAAAAGCAAACUUGGGGAGUUUAAGGACAAAAUUGGACAAAAGUUGAACGAGAUUAGGCCUGGAAGGAGGGAUUAUAAAGAUUACCAAGAAAAAUCGUGGGAUAAAGGAAGAAAUGCUUAUAAAGACGAACCUGAAGAUGGCGAAGAAGUAUCGGAAGAUAAAGAGGCAGCUGAUGAAGAUAUUUUCUCAUACCGUUCAUCAAAGUCAAGUUCCUCCAAGUUUAGUUCAUCAGAUCUGGGUUCGGAGCUGGAUAAACCUGACACGCCCACGCCAACGCCCGCUCCCACGCAAACUCGGCAGCCGGUUAGAAAAAUCGAUCUGGGUGCAGCUGCCAGUCUUGUUAACGUUCCAAAACCAGCAGCGAGUGAACCUAGAGAAAAUGGAACUUCUGUAAGCACAGUGCCAAUUACCACUGCGACAGCACCCUCCGCUAUGAAUGACCUCGUCGAUCUUAUGAGCGCUGGCCCCACCGACCCCCCUUUGCUCCCAAUGAACACUGCACCCGAACAAGAUUUGUUUGGGGGCUUUUCAAGUGCACCUACUCCAGCGGAGACAAACAACGGUCAGUUCGCAGACUUUGGCGCCUUCAACUCAAGCAAACCUGCCGAAGACGAUACGGACUUUGGUGACUUUAGCUCAUUUGGGACAAAUGUGACACCGGCUUCUCAGACAACAACAUCACUGCAGGGUUUGGACUUUCUUUCAUCUCCAAGUGCCGUUCAAACAACCCCAACACCGUCCUCGUUUCAAGCCGGCCUCGCUCCUACUGGAUUUUCGCAAACAAUUAGUCCACCUUUAGCAAAUCAAAAUACUUUAGCUGCAAAUCCAGUCAGAUCAUCGGUAAGUCUUUUUAGAAAAUUCUUCCAAAAGAAGCUUCAAAAACGAUUGUCCUUUCAGGGUUUGGACUUUCUUUCAUCUCCAAGUGCCGUUCAAACAACCCCAACACCGUCCUCGUUUCAAGCCGGCCUCGCUCCUACUGGAUUUUCGCAAACAAUUAGUCCACCUUUAGCAAAUCAAAAUACUUUAGCUGCAAAUCCAGUCAGAUCAUCGGGAGUAUCACCCAAGGAGAAGACCUCAAUGUGGAGCAAUACUGGCUUGGAUAUCAGUCUUGACACACUUAGUCCUAUUUCUGCGAAGGACAAGCCUAUACAGCCAAGCAUGAAUCAAAUGACCAAUCAACAGGCCGCAGUUGGUCACAUGACAAUGAACGCACCAAUAGGAAUGCAGCCUUCAAGCAUGGGUUCUUUGAAUGCCGGUAUAUCAAACAUGGUAAUUGGCUCCGGAAUGACGCGACCCGGACAAACAGGACAGAUGCAGCAACCCAUGAGCUAUCCCCAAAUGGGUGGCCAGAUGAUUGGUUCACAGAUAGGGGGGAUGAUGGGUAGCCAGCCGAUGGUCAGCCAGCCGAUGGUCAGCCAGCCGAUGGUCAGCCAGCCGAUGGGCAGUCAGCCGAUGGGCGGUCAGUCGAUGGGCCAAAUGAGGUCGCAACAAAUGACUUUUGGAAUGCAAGGCUCGAACAUGGCAGGUAUGGCCAACCAAGGUAUGUUAGGCAAUCAAAAUAUGGGAAUGCAGUUCGGCUACCAACAAAUGGGCAUGGGCAUGCAAAUGCCAGCGCAAUAUCAAACUCCGAUGCAAGGGACAAUGGGACAAUUCAGAUCUUAAUUUAAUUCUCUGCUGCUACAGCUCCUUUCGGCCAAAAUUUCUCCAUGGGACAAGUGCUGCAGCCCCGCAACAUUCGUCAAGCGAGAAAUUAUGCUUUUUAGUCUUCUUCGUUACUUAUUUGGUUUAUUUGAUGAUAUCAAAUGCCUUAGUCACGAUAGAAUAUUCAGUGCAUCCCAUUUUCAGUGGGGUCUCUGUUGCGAGACCUCUUCGUCCUUUAUAUGAUUUGCCUUUUGCUCCAAUGUAGUAUCUAAAGCAGCCAACCCUGUUAUUUUGUACAUGAUUCUUCUCAUUGUAAAUUGAUAUUUUCUAAAAUUGAUGUUCUUGGUUAAUAUAAGAUAUCAAGGAUCCAGA
Messenger RNA from Rhopilema esculentum, 2744 nucleotides. The record is from RefSeq and is a predicted model, not a curated record. Lineage: Eukaryota; Metazoa; Cnidaria; Scyphozoa; Rhizostomeae; Rhizostomatidae.